Molecule: messenger RNA, 768 nt
Organism: Leishmania braziliensis MHOM/BR/75/M2904
Lineage: Eukaryota; Euglenozoa; Kinetoplastea; Trypanosomatida; Trypanosomatidae
Exons: 1
Coding region: 1-768 (255 amino acids)
Source: RefSeq, a predicted model, not a curated record
AUGCUCCGUCGCAGUGUAGUACGUUGCGUGUACGAGCGCUUUGAGGGGCACAUAUCGGGUGACAAGGGCCACAUGACGCUGCAGCAGGCAUGCACCAUCUUUGGCUACCAGCUCGAUGAGGAGUGGACUAAAAAGGAUAUUCGAAAACGAUUUCAGAAACUGGCGCUGCGAUUUCACCCCGACAAAGGUGGCACUAGCGAGCAGUUUCUGACGCUGAAGGAGGCACAGCACCUGCUGCUGACGCAUCGUCGUGACCGGGGCGCCGACCGGGGUGCAAAGGCGGCGAAAGGCGAGGGUGAUCCAGGCGGAAUUAACUUUCGGCGCAUGAACUACGACAUCCUCACCAAUACAAUUCAUCGGCAGACGGCCGACAACCCUGAAUACCGCUCCUUCAGCCUGCAGGACUUUGCCAUCUUCCUUGUCUGCUUCACUGCAGCGGCUCUGUACUACUUUUACAAGACCUACACCACUCAAAUGCAAGUGCUGAGAAGUCGAUGGAGCUACUCCGAAGAUGCAAUUCACGCAGACUACAAGGGCAAAGCGCCCUCUGAAAGUAUGUGGCAUCCGUGGAUGGCAGACGCGGAGACGCGCGACCGCAUGGACGACAUUGCCAUUCUUCAAGGCAGUGUCCGACAAGAACUCAUUGAUGAGAAGCGAAAAGUAGCACCGCCAACGUACAUGCCGUGGCAGUCCGGUGGGCCGUUUGCGUGUCAUAUGGCCCCAGCAAGGGCACCAGAGGUGUCCAAAGAUGCACAUGCGUCUGGAUAA